AAGAGGCAAGGACAAGGACAGGCAGAGGAGAGAAGAGAAGGACAAGGACAAGGACAGGCAGAGGAGAGAAGAGAAGAACAAGGACAAGGACAGGCAGAGGAGAGAAUAGAACAGGGACAAGGAGGACAGCUUGAUGGGAGAAGAGAACAGAGACAAGGACAGGUAGAGGAGAGAAGAGAAGAACAGGGACAACAAGGACAACCAAAUGAGAAUAGGAGAGGGGCACAGGAAGAGGAGAGAGCAGCGGAAGAAGGAGAGGAGAUAGAGUUUGAAGACGAUGAUAAUGAUGAUGAAGAGGAGGAGGAAAGAGAAGCAGAAAAUGGAAGAGAACAAGAAGAGGAAUUACAACCACAACAACAAAACAGAGGAGAAGAAAGACUUGUAGGAGGAGGAGGUGUAGUAGAUAACAGAGGAGGCGUAGGAGCAGUAGGAGUCGUAGGAGCAGGACCAGGACAAAUAUUGGAGCGACAGGACCAAAUGCAGUGGAGAGAGGAGCUGAAGAGGACGCAGGUAGCCAGGUUGACAGGCAAGGACUGGUGGCAGUGUCAUCUGGCCACGGUGAAGCAACGCAUGGCCACACUGCACCACCAAAACAGACUCUUCGACGUAAUACUGAUCUUCCCUAAAUACCAAGUGGAGAUGAAGACACACAAGUUGGUACUGGCAAUGAGCAGCCCUGUCCUGGAGGCAAUGCUGUACGGGCCGAUGAGCCAAGUUGCUGACGGGCACCCCCACCACCUGACGCUGGCGGAGGACUUGCCUGAGACCUUCGAGUGGCUCCUGCGUUACGUGUACCGCGACGAGACCAAGUUUCAAGGCACCAUCCAGGCUUUAAGUGUCUACGAGGCGGCUCACAAGUACCAGAUGGAUUCCCUUGCCAGAUUGUGCUCCCAGUACCUGUCAGACUCCGUGACUCCUGACAACUUUCCCUACGUGUUUGAUCCCGCUGUGCUGUACGACGACACAGAACUACUGAACAGGUGCUACGAGGUGGCAAUGGUGCAGGGGCGGGAGGUGCUGAGUUGCCCGGACCUGUGUGUGCUGCGGCGGCCUGCCCUGCGCGCCCUGCUCACCAUCCCACGCCUCCACGUGGACAAGGAGAGCUACCUGUUCCGCGCCCUCGUACAAUGGGGUUGGUACCACCUGGACGAAGGGCCGCCGCUCCCCGCCAAGCCUUGCCCUGAUAUGCUGCCAGUGCGGCGGCGGCUAAGGGCAGUCAUCGAUGAGUUUCUGCCGUACGUUCGCUUCCUGGCGAUGAGUCUGAACGAGUUCGUGACUGAAGUGGAGGGGAGCCAGCUGCUGAGCCCUGACGAGUGCAUGGCGGUGGUGCGAGCCAUGCGGGGCACCGCGCCUGCUGCCGUGUUGCCACACUUCAUAUCGGCCAAUGACACGCGGCGCCGCAGAGGCUUGGUGACCGUGGCCGUGCUUGUCAGCCCGCCAUCCAACGAGACGCUCUCCUUCGAGUACAUGGAGGUCCUCAGCAUCAACCUGAUGCAGAACCUGACGGUGAGCGCCGCCCUUCACCUGGUGCGUCUGGCCAGCACGGGCGUGUGUAGCCUGCGGGAGGGCAGCGUGGUGGUGUGGGACGAAAGCGGGGACCACGUGGCCAGGGGUGUGUGGUCAGGGAACGGUUGUCUCUUUCGUCGCCCUGUAUCACUGGCGGUGGGGCGACGGUACUCCGCGGUGCUGACGCUGAAGGAGGCAUGGUGUGUGCUGACCACCACGGCCAUCAACGUGACCCACAAGCGAAUCGUCUUUCGAGGUCAGACGCAGUGUGGGGGAAUCCUCAGGCUGGAGUACAUGUCCGGCACCUUCUUGCCAGUGCCCUCCCUUCAGCGCCCCUUCCCGGCCGCCGUCUAUAUUAUAGAUCCCUGAUAAGUCCUUUCUGUAGCGUUCCGAGGAUUCAGGGUUAUUGGAAGUUAAGACAAAGGCAAGACGUGUCCACCGCAAAAGCUCAAGAAAACGGAGGCAGUGGUAGGAAGACAGGAAGGCUAAAAAAAUCCUGGGCGGGAAUGACGUCAAGACUUGAAAGCUGCGUGAGGAACAACUUACGAAUAUUUCUCCUCGAGGUUCUCCUUCUUCGUCAAAAAAAAAAAAAAAAAUUUAAUCGAAUAAGUUUGUUGAUUAUAAUGAAAUGUUAUUUUAGGCUUUUUAGUUUUAAAAAGACCAUCGAUCUGUUUUUAGAAAGGUUUUAAAGAUUUUUCUGUUCGAAAAGGCUCUUGCUUUGUUUCAAUUCUUUAAAGACCUUAGCACAAAUAAUGUUAUUUUAAACUGUAAAAACAACGUAGGUUUUUUAUUAGUACUUUUAAUAUGCAUCUUGACUAGGAAUACGAAAUAAGUUUUAAUUUGUCUAGUAUUAUGUAAAUUAGUCAUUCAUAUAAAGAAAUAUUGAUGU
This is a messenger RNA of Portunus trituberculatus (swimming crab), 2395 nucleotides long. RefSeq names its product BTB/POZ domain-containing protein 6-like. The transcript has 5 exons. NCBI's taxonomy places the organism in Eukaryota, Metazoa, Arthropoda, Malacostraca, Decapoda, Portunidae. Gene Ontology annotation, cellular component: cytosol; P-body. The record is from RefSeq and is a predicted model, not a curated record. The coding region runs from base 478 to 1875 and encodes 465 amino acids. Gene Ontology annotation, molecular function: protein binding. Gene Ontology annotation, biological process: neurogenesis.